Messenger RNA from Peromyscus eremicus (cactus mouse), 2733 nucleotides. RefSeq names its product chromosome 4 C9orf50 homolog (gene C4H9orf50). NCBI's taxonomy places the organism in Eukaryota, Metazoa, Chordata, Mammalia, Rodentia, Cricetidae. The transcript has 8 exons. The record is from RefSeq and is a predicted model, not a curated record. Bases 191 to 1780 code for a protein of 529 amino acids.
CGUCACCGUCUUUGCGCGCGGGCACAGCAGGGAGCGGACACAGCAGGGGAUGGUCCUGCCCGAGGAGCCAGCUCCGCUGCCCCUACCCGGCGCUAUGGCCUGCGGACUGGCGCGCGACCUCCCCGCGGUCCCGCUCGCCCCCGCGCGUCCCCCAGGCGCGAAGAUAUCCUGAGCUGAGCUCGGACUUACGAUGUCACGGCGCCAGCCCGCAGCGGAGACCCCGGCCUACGAGCCCAAAGGGUGUCCCAACGGGGCCGCCCCUCGCCGCCGUACUCCGCUGCUGCCCCGGCUGUUCACGCCCGACCUCCGUACCGGGCGACAAUCAGCCGGCAUGUGGUGGCAGGACUGCGAGCGCCUGCCCUACCUGUCCCCCGGGAUCCCGUACGGGCCGCGGGGCCGCGGGACCCUGCGCGCGCUGCUGCUGCCGCCGCUGCUGCCGUCUGGCACGGCCCAGGGGGCGGGGGCCCGGGGAGCGGGGGCCCGGGGAGCCGGGGCCCGGGGAGCGGGGGCUCGGGAGACACGGCAGCCCGCGGCCCGCGACAACCCUGACACCUUCGGCGUGCUGCUGGGAAAGUUUCUGCCCACCAAGUUCCGCGACUUCCUGCACCAGCUGCGCGCCAAGAGCGCGGAGCCGGAGGCGCACCCACCCUCAGCGCCACAGUACCCCAAGGGUGCAUCAGAGCACUACCUAGAUUUGUGUCCCAGCUGCUCGUUCCUCCCAGACCUGUGGGACCAAUCAUUGCACUCAGAGGACAGUUUUAAAGAGAAGACUACCCUGGGGCCCCCAAGAGGUGAAUUCAUCACAGCCAGAAAGGCCAACCCCUCCGGUGACGGCGGAAUGAUCCCGCCCAUAACACAGCAUAUGAUCGGGAGGAGAAAACUGAGAAGUGGAGCCUUGAGGACAGUGUGCCCCAGCUCACACGGCCUCCGUGGUACAAUGGAGAGUGACAACUGCCCUGACAGCUUGAAGCUAGAGAUGUUUCCUCUGCCCUGCAUCCUCUCGGCAGGAAGCUCCUGCAGUCCACCCUACCUCUUCACGCCAGUCCUGAGAAAGGGCAGACUCCACAGCACACAGGUCCCCAAAGUGAAGACUCUACUCAUUCCCAGCCCCUCUGGAGAAGGCUCCAGGCCUCGCAGACGCUAUUGUCCUUUCCGGGUGCGAUUUGCCGACGAGACCCUGCAGGACACGGCACUCCGCUAUUGGGAGCGCAACCGUGCAGUCCGGCAGAAUAUCUUUCCAUGUGAGCAGACCACUUUGCCGUCUGUGUCGGUGUCUGAGCGGGUGCUUGGAAGUGUCGGGAGAUGGCUGGAGAGUCUGCCCAGAGCCCUGUGUCCCAGGGCCCAAGACACUGUGGCCGGCUCCUCGUGCUGGAACUGCCCCCGAGUGUCAGCUCAGGAACCACAGCUCUACCUUUCUGAGGAUGCCACCAUGAGCAGCCGCCUACCCUUCAUCUCCAGGGCCACCACCUUGCCAAGGCCACGGGGAGGCCUCAGGACCUUCCUGGACACCCCUAACACUAUGGAGCAGGCUGCGAUCCAGAACGAGGGCUCCCAGUUUCCCCGGAGUGCUGCGGGCCGCGGGUGCCCUCUCUGCCUCGGUUUCCCCGGCCGCCUGCAGCGCCGCGUCGCGCCGCGCGGGGGCAGUAUUGGCCUGGCUUUAGGCCGCAAAACUUCAUCUCUCGCCCGGGAUCGGAAACUUUCCUUAGCGCAGCGUCCACUGUGGAUCCCUGAAUCCCGGGCUCCCCGCGCCAGACCGUGGGGAGCCUGGCCUCCAACCUGAGACCCGGGACGUGGCCACCAUGGAGGAUCUGAGAACUUAUGGAACAGACCCACGCAGGGAGAGGGACUUGGACGCUGAAGCAGGACAUAAUGCAGAGGCAUGAGGCACACGGCACACACACACCACUACAUACCACAUACACUACAGAGACCCCACACACCGGAUGCCUCGGGCACAGAAGCAGGACACAGGGAGGCACACACACACCAGAGACCCCACACACAAAGAACAGCACAUACAUACCACCUGGAGACCCCACACGCAGGGAGAACACCACAGACACACACCAUACCACAGCAAUGGAGACCCCACACACGGAGAACCACACCACACAUUCACAACAGAUGCAGCCAAGGUAUACAACACACAGUAAACACACUAUAUGCACACCAUAUAUAGACCCCAUGCAUGGAGGAGCACACCACACAAGACCACACAUUCCACAUAGCUACUCCACAUAUAUGGGGACACACCACAGAUACACAUGGACAUGGAAAGGCACACAUAACAACACAUGGAGAAACACUGCUGCAAAGGCACUCCCACACAUACCACAGAAACACACACACACACACACACACACACAGAGCACACUGAUACAUCGAACCAUACACAUGGCACACAGACACCACACCCACCCACAUGGAGAAGACAGGCAUGCAUACACCAGAGACAUCACACACAGAGUGCAUGCCAUAGGAUCACAGAGAUAACACACUUCAGAACAUGUGUUGUGCAGUGAAGCAUGCACCAUGGACCUCUGCACUACCAGGGUCCUGCAGGCCCUCAGAGGUGUUAUCCACAUGACAGCUAUGACAUGCCAGUUCAUGUGCCGCCUGAAUUCAGGUGACAAGAAGAGGCUGGGAAUGCUGAGGCAGGGGAAAGACCCUUUUCAGAUGACUUAGUCCAGGGUCCUCCGUCCUGGGAGUGAUUACAUUCUCCUUCCCAGAGUA